AUAUUUAAAAUGAGUUCUACUUGGUCUAGUAUUUACGCGUUAUUUGUAUAUCUUCGUGUUGGUGUUGGUUGUGGAAAUUUCGGUUGUAUCCUGUUGUUCUAGCGAACUUAUCCUUACCUCUACAAUUUUUACUUCAAUUUCAAAUGAUCCUUGACAAUUCUGACGUUAAUGUUAUUCAGUAGACUUAAUUUUUCUGUCUUUUAGUUCACAAAACAAAUCCGAAAAUACUUAUCAGACAGCGAUGAGCAAAUUGUUAAAAUACUAAGAAGAAAAUUUCUCCAGACGACCUACGAAUUUCAGAAAACUGAGGUAUCUAAACCCAUACUCGACAAAUGCAUAGCGGAGAUAGCAUUCAAUCCAGAUAGAAUCUAUGUUAUUUUGAAUGACUUAAAAACAACCUUUAAGCUGCACACAUCGAAAAUUGACAAAAAGUCCCAACAGGUUAUUACCAAACGACGUAUGGACUUCAAGACAAUAAGUCAGGAUGUUGGAAGUUCGCAUAUUAAACCAAAUAAUUCCCCCAAUCAUUGUACGGAUGAUGAAGUUUCACAUAAGAAUUCAUCUCCACUCUCCAGUUGUUACGCUGAUGACGACGUGAUCAUCGUUGACUCACCGGGUUCUCCAAAUGUUAUCAAACCGCCAUCAAACUCUAUCCAGUCUUCAUUUGGUUGUUUAAAGAAUUCGACAUCUGCAAAUAAAGAUCAAGAAACGAGGUGUGUUGACAGAAAUAAUGAAGAUCAGGAAGAGGAGUGUAUUGAUCGAAAUAAUGAGGAUUGUGGUGAUAUUCAGAACGAUAAGAAAUGUAGGAUAAUUGGUCGUUUAGAGUGUCUUAUGACACGUCUCUCUCAAGCUAUUCGAGAAUUGGAAGAAAAAGAACUUGAUUUUGAUGAAUUGGAUUCGUCCAAUUCACCGUACCUUAAACUAGAUGUUUUAAAACGUCAAUAUUUGAAAGUAUGGCGUCGACAUUGUGAACUACGUAAUGUUGCUCGAAAAUCUGGACGGAUAUUACGUCAAAGAUUUGUAUAUAAUGGAAGCCAAUAUCCAAAAGUAAACGAAAAAAUUGAAGAGAUCAUUAAUCAGAAAAGACUGUUUCCUGAUUGGACUGAUAUUUAUCGAAUAGUUACUUCGGUGAAUAAGGAAGAACAAUUGAAUUUGACGGGAUCAACUGUCAAAUCUUUAGCGCGUGAAAUCUUUAUUGAUGUUGGCCAUUCAUUAAAACAACGACGUCAAGAUGAUUUAAGACACGAUUUCGGAUGUCAUCUGACAGAUGAUUUAUGUGAUGAUGAUGAUCCAACUUAUUCUAGUCGAGAUUUACGAAGAAAACUAACUGAAAAUAAACGUAUUGGUGAUAACAAUCUAAACAAGGUAUUCAAACAUUAUAUUGAUCGUCAGCAUACUAUUCAAACUUUUCAACAAAUUAUACAAGAACCUGAAGAUAACAAUAAAGUUGAGCAUGAUGUUAAUCGUCAGUCUGAUAUGAUGAAUUCUAGUGGGAAAGUUUCCGUUCCUAAUCCGGUUUGUUUUGCAACGAGCACUCAACAGUGUGAAAAUGAUAAACUUCCUAGUUCACCAGCAACAUCUGAUGAAGUGUUAACUUUAAGUUCAGAUUCCGAUGAAAAUGAGGAGACGAAACCUCAUGAUAUUGCUUCAGGUUUCGUAAGUUCACCAGUGUCAGGUCAUGAUGAAUCCACUCCUACUAACGAUGUAUCACAAGAAUCUUCUGUUAAAAAUGAUAGACGUGAUGAAAAAAUCAAAGAUAAUCUCGAUGCUUCAAACACUUCUUUGUCUGUCCCCGUAACAUGCUCUUCAACGACGUUACCAACAACAACAACAACAAUCGAUCUACUUGAUGAUGAUAUUUCAUCGACAGAUUGUUUUACUUCAACACCUCGAGAAAAAAGACCAAGGCUAGAUCACUCAUGUCAUUCAACUGAUCCUUCUAUCACGUAUAAUAAUCGACGUCCUUUUUCCACAUCACUACUUCAAGAAACUAGACAAUCUAGCCAAGUUUUAACAGUAGCCACACGAUAUGGUCCAUAUGGAUGUGAUACAUUCAGUCAAAUGGCCAGUUCACAUGUUGUACACCGUUAUCCUGUAACUACUAUUAAUAAUAAUAAUACACUAAUUACAAAUAAAAUACUCGAAGAAUCUAGUCGAAAUUUUGUUAAUAAUUCAUAUAAAUGUUCAUCAAUAGUACAUGUAAAUUCUUGUUCAUCUACUUUUAAACCUUUAGCAACAUUGUGUAAUAAUAAAUCUUCAAGUAUUUCACAUCCUACAACUACUCAAUUUCAUCUGCCUAAUUCAGAUUCUUUAAAUAAUACCAAUGAUGUUACAUCAUCAUGUACAAAUACGCCUAGAGUUUAUGAUCACGAAACUAUUGAAAUUGAUUAAAAAAAAUUGUGCAGAUUCCCUUUCCUCUUAUUUCAUUUUGUACUUACAAAUGUAUUUAUAAUUGAAUUUCUUUCCUUUGUGUGUAUUCAUAAAUAUUAAAGUGGAUAUAGAGUGGCUCGUUUACCUCGAACCAUUAUAUUCCUCAGAUGUAUGAUGUUUUAUUUUAAACAUAGUUUAUUGCUUUUCUUAAUUAGUAGAAAAUGUUUCAUCUUCAAAAUAAAACCAUUAUUAUCGA
Molecule: messenger RNA, 2626 nt
Organism: Schistosoma margrebowiei
Lineage: Eukaryota; Metazoa; Platyhelminthes; Trematoda; Strigeidida; Schistosomatidae
Source: the annotation of a GenBank genome assembly